CUGUUCUUAUACAGAAACAUUAUCCUGACUAUUAUUUUUUUUACUAUACUUAUUAUUAUUAAUAAUAAUAAAUAAAUACAAAGAAUAAUUCAUUUUAAAAAUAAAAUUAGAUUACUAAAUUAUUUGAAUAAAAUAAAAAAUAUUUUUCAAAUCUUUAUGUAACAAAUGAAUUUUACAUAAUUAUAAAUAAAAUAUAAUGGAGAAUCCAAUAAAUCAAGAAGAUACGGUUACAAAUAUUAAAGAACCAGUAAAAGCUGAAGAACCAGCAGCAUCUAAUUCUGGUGAAAGAAGUGACGGAACGAAUUCACCACCACCGAAUUGCAGUAUAUGCCUUGGAAAAUUAAUAAAUACAUCAUUUACUGAUAGUUGCUUGCAUCAAUUUUGUUUUACAUGUUUAUUGCAAUGGUCAAGAAUAAAAACAGAAUGCCCAUUAUGUAAACAAACAUUUAAAUCGAUAAUACACAAUGUUAGAUCUGAGGAGGAUUAUGAUCAGUAUCAUGUACCAAGAGAAGCAACUUUGUCAUCAACACAAGCCACUGCUUCUAUUGGAGUUACUUUGGCUUUAACGAAUGCUGCUUCUAUGAAUGCUGCUUUUCAACGUUUUGCGUACAGAACGACAAUGACACCAAAUCGACGUUUUGGACGCCAUGAUCCUAGACUUCAUCUCAAUACAUUUAAUCAAAUGCGUCAAUCAUCAGUAGCAUCAUCUCAAUUGCCAACUGUAACACCACAAGAACGACGACAACGUCGUAAUAUCUAUAGAACUGGAGAAUGGUCUGAUCCAGUACCAGAUGUUUAUUCACGUUUCCGUCAAUGUAGUGCUGAAUAUUACAGGAGAUAUCCUCAAGAAAUAAAUCGUUUAAUACCAUGGAUAAAUCGUGAUUUACAAACAAUAUUUAAUUCUGAUGAACCUCACAUUGCUUAUGUAUUGAGAGUUAUUACAGAUUUAUUAACACGAUACGAUAUGCGGAGUCCUGAAUUUCGUAAUUCGAUACGAACUUUUUUUGGUUUAGAGACAGAACAUUUUAUUCAUGAACUUAUGAAUUACGCUAGUACUGAUUUGAGUAUGGCUGCCUAUGAUGACACUAUUACUUAUUACAAUAGUUUCCCUCCUCAUGGUCUAGCGAGCACGACGUACUGGCAUCAUGUACAAUCACAAACGUCAAGUAGUACCAGUAGUACAAUAUCUGAUGAUUCUGAUAUACGAGUUGUCGAUCAUGUUGAACCUAGUGGUUUAGAAGUUCCAUCAGUGGGACCUCAUCUUAUAAGUAUGCCAGGUCCUAGUACUGUUAGUCAAGCAUUCCAACUUCAAACACCCGGAGGUCAUCCAUUUAUUCUUACGAUAACAUCGAGUUCAUCCGAAUCUGAGUGUGAAAUCGUAGGAUAUGUAAAACCACGUUCCGAAAGAACACCAGAAAUAAUAGAACUCGUGUCUUCGGGUGAAGAAGAAGUAGUAGCGGCUUCUAGUAAUGCAAUACCUGAAAUAGAAUCACCAAGUUCUUCAUCUUUAUCGCCAGUAAAUAAUCAACCGAGUACAUCUGAAUCAAGUAGAAGAUUAACUAAAACUAAAAAAUCAAAAACAACAAAUACACGACAACUUGAUCGAUUAACAUUAUCAUCAAGUAACAGUGAUAGCGAAAUUGAUGAUAGCCAAAUUAAAAAACGAAGUAGCCGACGUAAUACGAAGCAUUCAACUAAAAUAAUUAAACGAAGUACUCGUAAAUCAACCUCGAUUAAAGAUGACAGUGCAAGUAAAAAACGUAAUAAACAUAAUUACAGUUCAUCAGAUAGCCACAGUCACCGAGAAGCUAAAUGUCGUCGUACAUCAUUAAGUAAUUCACGAAAAAUUACAAGAGCUAAAAUAUAUUCAAGUAAUUCCGACGAUAAUGAUAAUGAUGAUGGUGAUAAAUCUAGUUCCCGUAGUGACGAUGAAUUCAAAUCAAUUGAUAAAAAUGAUGAUAAUAAAAUAACGUGUCGUGUUAGAGUACGUAAAGAUUUGAUAAAUGACAUUAAGAAAAAACAUAAAAGAAGAACAAAACGAAGUAGCAGUACCAGUAGUACUACCACCAGUAGUAGUUCUAGUGAAAGUGAUAGCAGUGAAAGUAGUUCAAGUACUACAUCAACAAGUUUAACUAGUUCUAAUAGUUAUAAAUAUAAAAUAAAUAAAUUACGUAAAAAAAAACGAUCAAAAGAUAAUAAACAUUUGUCAAAACAUAAAAUAAAUAAAACCGUGGCGGAUGAUUUGAAUGUUAGACAUAAAAAAUCACGAUCAAGAAGCAAAAGUAAAAGUAGAAGUCGAAGUAGAAGCAGAAGUCGAAGCGAAAGCAGAAGCAGAAGUAGAAGUAGAAGUAAAAGUAGAAAUAGAUCACGUGAAACACCAAGUGAUAAUAAUACUAAAGAACGUUAUUCAAUAAACGAAAAGUAUAGAGAACGUAAAGCUGCUAAAAUAGCCAACAAAAGAUUAAAAAAUAAACAAUUAUAUGCGAUGACUGAUUCACAGAAUGACGAAGAAUCUUACAGAUCUAAUAGCCAAUGCAGUACUCUAUCAGAUAGACAUAAAACAACUAAAUCAAAUGAUAAAAAACAUUUAAAAUCUGAUUCAAAUUCAAAAAAUAAAUUGCAUAAGACAAAAUCACAUAAAAAAGGCAGCAAAGGAGUAAGAAAACAAAAAAGAUUAAAGACCCGGGAUGAAGGUGAAAAACGUGUAAGAAGAAGAAUCACUUCAUCCUCAUCAUCCUCAUCGUUGUCCUCAUCUUCAUAAAAUACUUAUUGUAAUUGUGCAUAUAUAUAAGUGUUUUUUUUUUCCUUUCAUUACUUUGUUCGUAACAAAUUUUUUACAAUUAAAUUUUUUAAUUAUUAUUGCAUAAUGGUACAAACGAAAUUUAUAAUAUAACAUUGAGUUGUUAUAUUACUGCAAUUGUAUAAUUAUGUUUUGUAAUAUAAUAAUUGAAAA
Molecule: messenger RNA, 2953 nt
Organism: Microplitis mediator
Lineage: Eukaryota; Metazoa; Arthropoda; Insecta; Hymenoptera; Braconidae
Product: E3 ubiquitin-protein ligase Topors-like
Exons: 7
Coding region: 197-2761 (854 amino acids)
Biological process (GO): protein monoubiquitination; protein polyubiquitination
Molecular function (GO): metal ion binding; ubiquitin protein ligase activity
Source: RefSeq, a predicted model, not a curated record